This is a messenger RNA of Yarrowia lipolytica CLIB122, 474 nucleotides long. RefSeq lists its product as uncharacterized. Gene Ontology annotation, molecular function: nucleosome binding. Gene Ontology annotation, biological process: chromatin remodeling. Gene Ontology annotation, cellular component: Swr1 complex. Lineage: Eukaryota; Fungi; Ascomycota; Dipodascomycetes; Dipodascales. The record is from RefSeq and is a predicted model, not a curated record.
AUGCUGGUGGAAGAACUAGGCCGACAGACGCUCCAGAGUGUGUCUUACAGCAGCACGGGUUCAGGCAGAAAACGGAUCGCCACUGCUCAAGAUGCAGCCACCCAGUCUUCAACCAAAACUAGAGCUAUUGCGAGACGGUUGAACGAGCUAGAGCGUGAAAACUACAACGAUUCAGUAAAAAUCGAGCCACCACGCGACAUUUACUCGCCCAACAACGCAAACAAAAAGGGUACUGCUCUCAAGAAGAUUCUGGCGUCGAAAAAGACACUCCAGAACUUUUUUGAUGAAGAUAGCCAGGGCGCUGAACGAUUCCAGUUUGUGGCCUCUUCGACUUCAGCAUACCCCAAGCGUCGUCUGUGCACCGUUUGUGGCUACAAGGGGUUUUGUUCCUGCGUGAGAUGUGGAUUCAGAUACUGUUCCAAAACCUGUGAAGAGGCCCACACGGAGACCCGAUGUCUGAAGAUGUAUGCUUAG